UUUCUUAGUUUUAAUGAAAUGACAAAACGUUAAUUUAAAAAUUAAAAUGUAUAAAGUGAUCAAUGAUUUUGUUUUAGUUGAGCAGUACAAUAUACUAACUUUUUAGUGUUCAUAAUAGAGUAUUCAGUAUUUAAGAAUACUUUAGUCAUGAAGAUAUUUGUCAUGUGUAGACAUUUUUCAUCUGGGUUUUUACAAAAGAAACCAUGCAGAAAAAAAAUUCUUUUUGGUUUCCAGAAAUCAAACAUUUCUAGUGAAUCAUCAUUAAACCACAUCAUUAAAUCGUUUGAAAUAUCUAAAAUAGACCAUCAAAAUAAAUUUGCUUGUUUGCUAACCAAAUGUUUGUUUUGUAUGAAGAAGACAUUGUACAUAAAUAAAAUCACUGGUUGGUUUAUUUGUACACACUGUAUACGAUGUGGUGAUUGGGCUACAUAUAAGAAUAAUCUACAAUCCAACAUUACAAAAGAUAAAUGUAAUUCAAUUCCUAUUCCAAAAAUAUUUGAAGCUGAAACACAUUUUUCUGAAUUAUCAAGUAGCCUAAAGCAUUUCAGUACACUAGCAAAAAGCUGUAAAAAAAGUGUUUUAAAAGCCUUAGACUUGGAGAGCUUACCAACAGAAGGAAUUGAUCGUAUUCCAGGGUUAUAUGUAAAUUCAACAAAUACUGUACUAUACUUGACUAUGAUGCUGGAUAAUAAAAAAGUUGUCGGUUUUAAAAGAUUUGAUUUAAUUAAUAAUCAAACAGACAUUACAGAGCCAUAUGACUGUUGCUGGGGAAUAGUUCAAGUGCCACCUUCAAUAUCUAAUCGAGAUAAAAGCGCAGUUGUUGUAGACAAUUUAAAAAACUUACUAGUUUUAGCAGCUCAUCGAAUACCUCACCAUAUUAUUUGUACACCACAUGGCGUUAGAAAAUUGCCCCAAGAAUUAUUACCAUCAUUGGAACAUUAUGAUAAAUUGAUAUUGUGGUUUGGAAAUGAUCAAAUUGCGUGGAAUUCAGCUAGAACAUUUGCCAAAAAAUUAGUAGAAACCCGAUGCCAUUUUAUCAGGCCUGUAAGUGAUCAACCGUCACCUUAUUUAGCAUACAAACAAGGUUUAAAUGUUGAGAAAAUAAUUAAAACUGCAGAUCAAAUGGUUCAUCCUAGCAUUAUUCAAUUUUCAAUGAUACGAAACGAAGUGUUCUCAGAAUUACAAAAUCAUGAUAAGACUUUAGGGAUUAAGUGGUCUGGUUUUCCAACGUUAAAUAAUAUUAUAGGAGGGCACCGUCGAGGUGAACUCACUAUAUUAACUGGGCCGACUGGAUCUGGAAAAACUACGUUUAUGAGUGAAUAUUCUCUAGAUUUAAUUCAACAAGGUCUACCAACAUUAUGGGGAAGUUUUGAAAUCCGUAAUCAAAGGUUGGCAAAAAUCAUGCUCCAACAAUUUGCUAAAGAACCUGUACAUUUAAAUUUAAAUUUAUUUGACAAUUUAGCUGACAAAUUUGAAAAACUACCAUUGUAUUUUAUGACUUUUCAUGGUCCUCAACCUCUAAACUUGGUUAUGGAUGCAGUUGAGAAUGCAGCUUAUGUUUACGAUAUUGGUCAUGUAGUCAUCGAUAACGUACAGUUCAUGAUGGGUAUCGGUUCAAAGUAUAAUAUGGGAACAGAAAGAUUUUGGCAACAAGACACUAUAAUAGCAGAAUUCAGGCGAUUUGCAACGUAUUCAAACUGUCAUGUUACAUUAGUAAUACAUCCUAGAAAAGAAAGAGAUGCUGAACAAUUAUCUGUUAACUCAAUUUUCGGCACAGCAAAAGCCACACAAGAAGCUGAUAAUAUAUUAAUUAUACAACAUAAAACUCUAGAAUCAUUAAAAAUUAAAAAAUACUUACAGAUAGUGAAAAAUCGCUACAACGGAAAUCUUGGAGUGAUGCCUUUAGAAUUCAAUAAACAUAGUUUAAGUUUCGCUCAACAAAAAGAUUAAUUUUUUUCUUGUAUCGCAUAUUUAAAAUUUGAAUUAUGUAUACAAUUUUCACUUUGUAGUUACAUUUCUUAGUAGUUUUAUAGCAGUAUAAAAUGUACAUUUGUUUUGUAUAAAAUGUUUGUUAUAACUUUAGUAGGUAGUAACACAUAGGUAUGAUUCCUUUGUAAUCAA
Molecule: messenger RNA, 2121 nt
Organism: Adelges cooleyi (spruce gall adelgid)
Lineage: Eukaryota; Metazoa; Arthropoda; Insecta; Hemiptera; Adelgidae
Gene: mtDNA-helicase
Product: mitochondrial DNA helicase
Exons: 8
Coding region: 148-1950 (600 amino acids)
Biological process (GO): mitochondrial DNA replication
Cellular component (GO): mitochondrion
Molecular function (GO): 5'-3' DNA helicase activity; ATP binding; single-stranded DNA binding
Source: RefSeq, a predicted model, not a curated record